CUGGAGGCGAAAGCCUGUGCGCGCAUCCUUCGAAGCCUCGACUUCUCCGAGAGGUCGCGACGGCAGAUGGCGAUUCAAGAUGCUCAUCACGACACUUUUGACUGGAUGUUUGAACCUGGAUCGUCGCCCAUUCAAGACUGGGCGAAUAGCCCUCGCGGCAUCUUCUGGAUCAACGGUAAGGCUGGAUCGGGGAAGUCAACUCUGAUGAAAUACAUAUCCGGAAAUAGAAAGACGAAAGCCCUUCUUCGAGAGUGGGCUUUGCAAGUCCGAUUGACAAUAGUAGACAUCUACUUUUGGUAUCUUGGCACGGACCUUCAAAAGUCAGAGGAAGGACUUUUGAAGAGCAUGCUUUAUCAGAUUCUGCAUGACUCUCGUGAGCCACUUCCGGUCGCAUGUCCAAAUAGGUGGGUGUCGGUCCGAAAAGCCAUCGAGACCGCUGACGUUCGGGAAUUGGACCUUCACCUCGACGCUGCGAGCGUCCCAUGGACGUGCUUUGAAUUGCGAGCCGCACUGGAUCGUGUAGCGGAAUGCACUUCGGAUCGCCGGUUUGCUUUCUUCAUCGAUGGACUCGACGAGUACGACGCCGACCAGACUGCACUGAUAAAGCUCAUUCAGAAGUUAGCCCGGAACCCCAACUUCAAAUUCUGCGUCUCGAGUCGGCCAUGGAACGUCUUCGUCAAUGCAUUUACAUCCCAUCAAGACAUGUUUAUUCUCGAAGAGCUGACGCGGAACGACAUCUGGAAGUAUGUUCACGCAGAGCUAGCGCCGAAUGUUCUGAACGAGAACCAGUCGGAGUUGGAGUUACUGUGUGCCGAAGUGGUAGAUAAAGCACAAGGUGUGUUUUUGUGGGUGUUUCUGGCCGUGCGGUCAUUGAAGGAAGGACUCGAGGAGAACGACGACAUUCGUAUCCUGCGGCAAAGAUUACAAGAACUCCCUGCUGAUCUGGAGGAGUACUUCGACGUCAUACUCUCGCGAGUCCACAAAGUCUACAGGAAUCUCACAGCGACUGCACUGUACAUUCUUCAUCGAGCUGUUCAG
This is a messenger RNA of Zymoseptoria tritici IPO323, 1038 nucleotides long. RefSeq lists its product as uncharacterized. The transcript is spliced from 2 exons. Lineage: Eukaryota; Fungi; Ascomycota; Dothideomycetes; Mycosphaerellales; Mycosphaerellaceae. The record is from RefSeq and is a predicted model, not a curated record. The annotation marks the transcript as partial.